Molecule: messenger RNA, 315 nt
Organism: Aspergillus oryzae RIB40
Lineage: Eukaryota; Fungi; Ascomycota; Eurotiomycetes; Eurotiales; Aspergillaceae
Exons: 2
Coding region: 1-315 (104 amino acids)
Source: RefSeq, a predicted model, not a curated record
AUGAACUCUCUGCCACUCCAAUCUGUGUCUACCAACCGCUCGUCGAGUGGUGGAAGCCAACAAUUGCGCAUUUCACAGACGAUGUCUACCGUCACAAGCCAACAAGUGUCGGUUGGAAACUACUGUACCGCGCUCAGCAGCUAUGCUACCACAGUGAUUUUCAAGAGUGGUCUCGCAUUUGCCGGUUUUUGGCAAAGUAUUGGAUCGGCUGUUUCAUCGGCCGGAGGCAUGUUUGGCAGACUUGCUGUCUUUGCUUCCAAAGAACAUUGGUUUGCUAGGAAGGGAAUGGGCGGUGUUUUGGGCAUAUUUUCAUGA